AUGCAAACUUUCUACUCAACGUGGACGCCAAAUACAGAUCAGAGUACAACAGUCAUCAAUACUGAUAAGAUUGUUCGAAAAUUAGAAGCAGCUUAUGGGAUCGAGUCAGGUUCGAUCUAUAUCAAUACUAUUAUGAUCACUAAUGGUAAAUCAAAUGUUGAUGAUGAUCGUCGUCGCCCUCAAUCCGACAGAAAAGAACGCGAAAAGUGUGAUCAAUUGGGAUCUGUUGGUUCAAUUGUGGAAAUAACAAUGCAUAUAAUCUAUCCGGCAAAGUGUGGUAUAUCUAUGGCUUGUAAAAAAGAAUUUGCCAAUAUUAUCCAAGCUCGUAUUGAGACAUAUGUUUCAAGUAUUUCACUAAAGUUUGAAUUUGAUGAUGAAAGCUUCAGUGAAAUUGCGUUGACCAGAUGUAAGACAACCACUGAUUCAUCACUAAACACUUUAUCACGAUCACGACGCGGUAAAGCCACUACAAAAAAGUCCACUACAACACAACGCACUACAACGCCAGGUAAACAGCCGUAUGAUCCAUAA
Molecule: messenger RNA, 531 nt
Organism: Rotaria sp. Silwood2
Lineage: Eukaryota; Metazoa; Rotifera; Eurotatoria; Philodinida; Philodinidae
Source: the annotation of a GenBank genome assembly